This is a messenger RNA of Cordyceps militaris CM01, 1596 nucleotides long. Its product is annotated as phosphatidylserine decarboxylase proenzyme 1. Gene Ontology annotation, biological process: phosphatidylethanolamine biosynthetic process. The transcript is spliced from 3 exons. Gene Ontology annotation, molecular function: phosphatidylserine decarboxylase activity. The coding region runs from base 1 to 1596 and encodes 531 amino acids. NCBI's taxonomy places the organism in Eukaryota, Fungi, Ascomycota, Sordariomycetes, Hypocreales, Cordycipitaceae. Gene Ontology annotation, cellular component: mitochondrion. The record is from RefSeq and is a predicted model, not a curated record.
AUGGCAGCUACACUUGGCUUCGGCACCGCGCGUCUCGUGCGCGGCCACGCUCUGAGCCCUCUGCGGCGGCAAUUCGCCAGCGCGGGCUCACGACGGCCCUCGACAGCGUCGCUACGACCCCGAACCCCGAAUGCGACUCGCGACUUUUCAUCUGGCCCCUCGGGCCGGCGCCCUCGGUUCUCCCAGCGGUUAGGCGAUGCCCUACGCAAGACAAAGGUUACGUGGUACCACAUCCCAGUCGGCCUCGGCGUGGGAUUCCUGGGCUUGAUCCAGUUUUACAAGGUCCAGGCGCGGGAGCGUGAGAAGCAGGAAGGCGGCGACAGACCAAAGCCUCGACCAAGAAUACAACCGGACGGACCAUGGCAAGUUCAAGUCAUGUCUACCUUGCCUCUCAAGGCCAUUUCACGUCUCUGGGGGAAAUUCAACGAAUUGACGAUACCAUACUAUUUACGCGUGCCUGGCUUCAAGCUGUACUCUUGGCCCUAUAGCCUCUCUGAAGUCUCCGAACCCGAUCUGCACGUAUACCCCAACCUUGCCGCCUUCUUCUAUCGUACUCUAAAGCCCGGCGCGAGACCUCUCGACCCCGAUCCGCAGGUGCUGCUCUCCCCAUCCGACGGCAAGAUUCUCCAGUUUGGGCAAAUCGACGGCGGCAAUAUUGAGCAGGUCAAGGGCAUGACCUACACGGUGGACGCUCUGCUCGGCAAGCACACGCCUAGCCCCAGCAUCUCCAGCUCAUCAUCGGUUCGCAGCGGCACCAGCACACCCAGACCACGAGACCGUGAUGGCAACGACGACAUCAUCGGCAAGGACGAGGAAUUUGGCCGCGUCAACGGCAUCUCGUACACGCUCCCCGACUUCCUGUCCGGGGCCAAGGAGCCCAGCCACGACGAGACGGCCGCGCACCGCAGCGGCACCGUCAAAGACCAGUCCACGCAGCCCUCACAAGCGGCCAUUUCAGAGGUGCGAGCCGACCUGGCGCUCGGCGAGCGUGCUUGGUACGACAUUUUGCCGCACGACAAGACCACAUCGCUGUACUAUGCCGUCAUCUACCUCGCGCCUGGCGAUUACCACCGCUUUCACUCGCCGACCAAUUGGGUCGUGGAGCGCCGGCGUCACUUUGCCGGCGAGCUCUACAGCGUGUCGCCGUACCUGCAGCGCACACUUCCAGGCCUCUUCACACUCAACGAGCGCGUCGUGCUGCUCGGUCGCUGGCGGUGGGGCUUCUUCGGCUACGUGCCCGUUGGUGCCACCAACGUCGGCUCCAUCAAGGUGAACUUUGACCGCGAACUGCGUACCAACAGCCUCACCACCGACACUGCCGCCGACGUCGCCGCUGACGAGGCUGCCCGCCGUGGUGAGCCUUACUCGGGCUUCGCGGAGGCCACCUACGAGGCCGCUAGUCCAGUCCUGCACGGCCACGCUCUGCGUCGCGGGGAGGAGAUGGGCGGCUUCCAGCUCGGCAGCACCGUAGUGCUCGUCUUCGAGGCCCCCACGACGGCCGGCGAGGGUGGGGAGAAGAAGGGUUGGGAGUGGAAGGUUGACAAGGGCCAGACCAUCAAAAUGGGACAGGCCCUCGGUCGUGUGAAUGCAGAGUAA